GCCUGCCUGAGUCAGUCAGUCCAGCGGUUAAAACACGGUCACUACUCCUGCUCUCUCUCCUUGUGGGAUGUUCACCCAGCAUGUUUAUGGUGCGCACCGGCUGAGCGCAACGCUGGUACUCGUGUAACUCCGCUCUGUCCCGGGAUGAGACCUCACCAGCGGCUGUGAGACGAGCUCCACGUCGCACACACCUGCGGCUGGCUGGCUGGAUGGAAACAGAUGGAGCGACGACGAGACCCAGCCGCUUGCUUCACCUCCUCUCGUGGUCCACGCUUGUAAGCUGAUUUAACCCGGGUUGGAUGUGAAUACCUCUCCGGGAGAUUAGCAGGUUACCGGGUGAUUCGACAAUGCCCCGCGGCUCUCCAGUAGCUGCGUGUUCAUCCUCUGCUGCUGCUGCUGCUGCUGCUCCGGUGUGGAGAGGAUAAUAUGACUCCCUGGCUCCGCACAUACGGCAGCGCUCCUCUGUGUCUCGUGCUCUGCUGCUCGGUGCUCGCUGUCUGCGCACGAGCCUCCAGUGCCGGUGACAGUGUGUGUUGGUCUCCCGGUAUCACUUCUUGCACAGAGUGUCUCAGACGUGGACCACAGUGCGCCUGGUGCUUCAAGGAGGGCUUUCUGGAUGGGGCGGGGCCGAGCCAGCGCUGCGACCUGCCGGUGAAGCUGCUCAGGAGAGGCUGUGGACCAGAGUUCAUGGAGCAGUCAGAGGUCAAGGUGGAGGUCGACGCCACCGGCAGCAGCACACAAGUGUCCCCACAAGACAUCAGCGUCACCCUCAGACCAGGUUCAGAGGCCAGCGUCGUGGUGGCUGUGAAGCAGCUGGAGCGUUAUCCUGUGGAUCUGUACUACCUGGUUGAUGUGUCGGCGUCUAUGCAGGAAAACCUUGAUCAUUUGAAGACGGUGGGUGUGGCGCUGUCUCUUCGAAUGACGGAGCACUCCUCGGACCUUUGGCUGGGUUUCGGCUCGUUUGUGGACAAACCCGUGUCCCCUUACAUCAACGUACAUCCCUCCAAGAUCAACAACCCCUGCAGUGAUUAUGAGAUCCGCUGUCGUCCGGCCCACGGCUUCCACCACGUCCUGAGCAUGACCGCAAACAUGAGCGAGUUCACGCGUGUGAUCAAACGCCAGCGCAUCUCAGGAAACAUGGACACGCCUGAGGGAGGAUUGGAUGCUAUGCUGCAAGCUGCCGUCUGCCAGAGAUCGGUGGGGUGGCGACCGGAGGCCAAGCGUCUGCUGCUCCUGAUGACCGACCAGCCGUCUCACCUCGCCCUGGACAGCCGGCUGGCGGGGAUCGUGACGCCACACGACGGCCUGUGUCACCUGGAAAACAACGUUUACACAGGGAGCACGAAGAUGGACCAUCCCAGUGUGGGUCAGUUAUCAGAUAAGCUGCUUGAAAACCAUAUGUACUCCAUCUUCGCUGUGGAGAAGCAGCAGUACCAGUGGUACGAGGAGUUGGUACGUUUGCUACCCGGAUCCUACCUGGGGAAGUUAGGCCUCUUCCAGGCUCCGAACCUUAUAGAGCUGGUGGUGGAUGCAUACAAGAGGUUGUUGUCGGAGGUGUCGGUGUCAGUGUCAGUGGAGGACAAGGCAGUCAGCAGGUACUGGGUGUCUGUUUCUCCUCUCUGUCCCAAUGGAUCCACUGUGAAGGACCAGACCUGCUCGGGGGUGCAGCCCGACCAGACGGUUUACUUCAAUAUCACCAUUGGGAUGCGCUCUUGUCCUGACGACGGUGAAGAUGAAGAUGUAACGGUGAUGGUUCGACCUGUGGGUUACAACGAAUCCACCGUCAUUAGGAUCCACUCUAAAUGCCGCUGCAGUUGUGGACCAACGAGGCACUGCAAUGACGAGAACCAAUCAUCAUGCAGAGGAAGCCCCAAUCAGGAGCAGAGGCCGGUUCAUGGACUAAUGAAGGACUCAGACAGAGAUUCAAACUGGAAUUGCAGAGCGGACGGGUCUGAUGUGGACUGCAGUGGUCGGGGAGUGUGUGAGUGUGGGAGGUGUGUGUGUGAGCAGACCAGACUUGGGACAGUAUAUGGGAAAUAUUGCGAGAUAGACGACUUCUCCUGCCCGUACGAAGGGGGACUGCUGUGUGGAGGGCGUGGUGUGUGCGUGUCAGGUGAGUGUGUGUGUGAAGACGACUGGACAGGUGAUAGCUGUGGUUGUCCCGUCUCCACGGUAACCUGCCAAUCAGCCAACGGCCUGGUCUGCAGUGGGCGGGGCAGAUGUGUGUGUGGCAAAUGUCUGUGUGACGACCCCCGACGCUCUGGAGACUUCUGUGAGAGAUGUCCUGCUUGCCAAAGCACCUGCCAAUCAUACUGGAAGUGUGUAGACUGCCACCUGGCUCACGGUCUCACAGAAAAAGAGGCAGGACACUGCAACGACACCUGUGCAUCAUUGGUGGACUACAUGGACGAUGUAUCAGGCCAAGCAGGGGAGAUGUGGAUUCAGUGUAUGUACAUCAGUAAUGACAGCUGUCGCUAUCGGUUUCAAACAAGCUCACAGUCUGGUCAGCCCCAGCUUCACAUAAGCACCAGACCAGAGUGUGCCAGCAACAGCCGGCUAGUAGGAACAUUCCUGGGUGUGUGUGCUCUGACGGUGCUGUGCGGGCUGGUGGUGGUGGCCGUGUCCCGGUUGCUGCUACAGAAGAGAGGCCUGUCACCACGGGACGCUGCUGAGGAUGGAGGCUAUCACUGCACUGGAAAGGACCUGUCAUUCAUCCCAACAACCAAUGAGAAGACAGUUACCUACAGGAGGGACCGUCCACCUGACCGUCCCGUGGAGAUGCACAUCCAGAUUUCCAAGAUGCCCCUGGGUGACCCCUGGCAGUGCUAGGAAAAGAUCAAAGGUCAAGGUUAGAAGGAAGUCAGUAGAGACAUAUAGAAGGAGAGUCAACUAAAGGCUUCUUUUCUGCCUCUAAACCUUCCUAAAACUUCAACCAGCUGCAUGCAGAGACUCUGAUAAUGAUAAACUAAACUAUGAAACCUCACAUGGAUCACAUUUGUAAAAAUGAACUGACCAAACUCUCAUCGACUGUGUGACUAAUGUGGCCAGUAUCCUGGAAAUCGAGAUGAAACAAAGAGCACAUGUCCCCCACCUCUUCUUUCUCUGUAGCAGCAGGGAGGCUGCUUCCUCCGCAGGGUAAAAGGUGAUCAUUCCUCGCUUUUUAGUCAUUCAGCAAACAUUGCUCUAAAUUAUGAGUGUGUGUGUGUGUGUGAGAGAGAGAGAGAGAGAGAGAGAGAGAGAAAGAGUGUGUGUGGUGCAGGUAGAUGCAUUUAUGCUCUAUCUAGGCUUUCUAUUUAUGAUUUUAUAGUAAAACACUACAUGUUUUUCGGUGUAUGUGAUUGUGUGACACUCCAACUGAACUAUCUCCCUGUCUUAGUCUGCCCCCGUGUGGCCAGCUUGAGGUACGGCAUUUGUAUCUCCAAUAAUACUGUCAACACAUUACUGACCUCAGCUGUACUGCCUUGGGAUUUAAUUCACAAAGCACACCAAUGACUAUGUAUGCCUGUUUAAUUGUUUUCAUCUGUGGCAUACCUUGUCUUCUAGUUUAUUUGUUGCAUUUUGUUUUUGUUAACCAAUCAACUGCAAAUUAGUGUUACAUUAUGGCAUUUUUCUAUAAGUGAGAAUAUAGUUUCAUGUGUUUUUGAUAAUCCGGUUAGACUUGCACUUGAACAAUUGUUUUGCAUUAUACUACUGAAAACGGUGGGGCAUGAGAGCUGUGAUGGUGGGUUUGCUAUAUGAUGGGCAUUAAAAUGCAUCUAUCCAAGUGCAUUUGAAGCUAAUGUAACAAAUCCACAACACUGGAAUAACAAUAGACUGAGAAAUCAUAUUUUAAAAAAAAAGCAACAUACUGACAAUUAAUGGCAAACGCAUCAUCAAACGCCUGCACAUGUGGCGUCUAUCACCAGAACUGUGUCUGCAUGCAUGUGCUGAUCAUCCCAGAGCCAUUACUGACCAGUUGAGACUCCUGUUCAGAGGUACGAAUCAGCUCUGAAGGUACUGAGGUCAGAGGUGGAGUUACACUCCUCGUGCACUAGACCCUCUCGAUCCAGAGCGCCAGUUGCAUUUUGGGAGACUUUCGCUUGUCCUGUUCCUCUUUUUGAAUCUUAUUUAACACAAUGUUGUUUACAGCAAUAGCUGCUCUCUUUUACUGUAAGUCAGGAACACUAAUUUUUAUUUAUUGUGAUUAUUUUCUUUUUAUUUAUGUUAAUUGUGCUAUUUUAUGAUACUUUGGUGGGUUACAGGUAGUGAGUACUGUUUGUGUUUAUGAAGAGCGGUCUCUCUCUAUCUCUAACCAUGAGAAUAAUUCAGCAAUAAUCAUCUCAUCUAACCGGGCCCUGAGUUCGGAGUAACAACAGCACUUUUUCUGUGUAGUUUUGCUGUCAAAUAAUGUGACUAGUUGUGUAGCAUGAAUGUUUUCAUCAACAAUAAAAUGUGCAAGAUUUUUUUUAAUUA
Messenger RNA from Sebastes umbrosus (honeycomb rockfish), 4452 nucleotides. It is a transcript of the gene itgb8, whose product is annotated as integrin, beta 8. Gene Ontology annotation, biological process: integrin-mediated signaling pathway; cell migration; cell adhesion mediated by integrin. Gene Ontology annotation, cellular component: focal adhesion; integrin complex; cell surface. Gene Ontology annotation, molecular function: integrin binding. The record is from RefSeq and is a predicted model, not a curated record. The coding region runs from base 427 to 2829 and encodes 800 amino acids. NCBI's taxonomy places the organism in Eukaryota, Metazoa, Chordata, Actinopteri, Perciformes, Sebastidae. The transcript has 16 exons.